AUGUUGUCUCGUACCAUAAGAAGUGCUAGAAAUCUUCGCAUGCAUACUCCAGUGGCAGUAUGGCGCCCAAUGAUGGCAAAUCAAAGAUUUUUCCAGACUUCGGUGCCCAAUUUCCAUGGCCAUAUUCAUAAACCUAAACCUGGCGAAGAGCUCCAUAUAACUUUCAUAACGAAGGAUGGAUCUCAGAAAACAUUCGAAGUGGCGGAAGGUGACAAUAUUCUCGACAUUGCUCAAGCACAUAACUUAGACAUGGAAGGUGCCUGUGGUGGAUCCUGUGCAUGUUCGACUUGUCAUAUCAUCGUGGAUCCUGAGUUAUAUGACGAAAUUCCGGAACCGGAUGAUGAUGAGAAUGAUAUGCUCGACUUGGCAUUUGGAUUGACGGAGACAUCCAGACUAGGAUGCCAGGUGAAGAUGACUAAGGAAUUGGACGGUAUAAGAGUUGCUUUGCCAGCUAUGACAAGAAACUUACAAUCUAAGGACUUUAAUUAG
This is a messenger RNA of Dujonia railenensis, 489 nucleotides long. NCBI's taxonomy places the organism in Eukaryota, Fungi, Ascomycota, Pichiomycetes, Serinales, Debaryomycetaceae. The record is from the annotation of a GenBank genome assembly.